GAACAUUAACGAUUAAUCAGGUUGGAAUUAGAUUUAUUGAUUUUGUUUCAUUUCCUGGUGAAAAGAAAAACACAGAAUUCAAUGAACUCAAAUAAUGGAAGAUAAUUAACAAAUGAAUGACUUUAAUGCUCGCUGAUUGUUAACUAAAGAUGGCGCUCAUUUCGAGAAUGUUCAAAAGAGUCGGUGUCGAAUUUGUAAAAAAAAAGUUUCUCUCUCUCUCUUUCGAUCAUUUUUACUUACUUUUAUUUGGUGAUCAGCGAAAGUUAAAUUGUUCAGAUCAUCUUCAUCUCCAACGAAACUCUCAUCAUCACCAUCAUCAUCUCAAUCGCCAGUAGAAACUGUUUUUUUUAUAUUCCAAUUACUCUCACGAUCAUGUUAACAGUUUGUUGAUCAUCAAUUAUUUUUUUCUUCUUCCUCAUCAUCUCCCAAUUAACUAAUGGAUUUAAAUCAUUUGAACAGGUAAAUUUUACUUAAUCAAAGUCUAUCGACAAUGGGAUAAAAAAUAAUGACUUCUAAUUGUGACAAUUUAAUCAUCUAUCUGCUUGUUAUUCGGGAUUGUAAAUGAAAAUUGAUUAAAUUGCUCAGGAUAACGAGAAACUAAUUGCUUGUUGUAAUCAGAAUCAAAUUAGUAAAUCACCAAUUCCAAUCAUCUAGUGAAUCUUUUCCAUCGUGAUUUUAAUUGUUAUCAUUACGCUUUCUGGAUUAAUUAAACAACAAAUUUGGAUUACAUGUUAUCACCAUUUGUGCCAAUUAAUCAGAAUAGAAAAAUUAAAAUUAAAUCAACUAAUCAAUAAGAUCUGUUAAUGUGCUCCCAAUCAUCAUCAUCAUCAUCAUCAUAAUUUAUUAACCGUUAACUUGUGUGAUAGCCUGAGAUGAAAUUUCAACAAUUUAUCAACACUUUUUGGUUAAUUAACUGUUAUCUUACAAUACAAUUAACUAUUGUCAAAGCUUCCAAUAAAGUGUCAACAAAUUUACAAGGUUCAAAUUGUCCCAAUAUAACCCGGAAUUCAAGGUUCAAAUGUGCCCAAAGUUUGGAGGAACAAGCGUGUGGGUGUUAUGUUAAAGCGUAUAAACGUUGGCUUAAUUCAAGUGUCUCAGUUUCCCAUGAAAAGGGUUCAUGUUGUUCAAAGCUCGAAGUGAAAAAUUGUGUUGAAAGGUUAUUACGGGUUGAGAAACGAGAAUGUAAAAAUCGUUGGGAAAAGGAAGCUAAAAGGUAUGCUGACCUUGUUUUACCUGUUAAAGAAUAUUCUUGUCGAGAUUAUCGUAAGCAAGAAUAUUGUAAAUUAGAUUCGAUAAAUUUAACGCUAAUUAUUUUACUAAUCACAGUUGCCCUGCUCGCUAUUGUUGCAUGUCUAGGAUUCACUGGGUAUGCUUGUUAUAGAAGAUACAAUGAAUAAUAAUAAUAAUAAUAUAAUAUAAAUAAUACCCAAUGUCAAGAACACCUUAGAAUUGUAAUUAUUAUUAUCAUUAUUAUCGUUAUUAUUAUUGUUACAAUUACCUUGGACUACUUAAUUAUUACAAUAUUCAUGACAGAAAAUUUUCACAUCUCAAUUAGAAAUUUUCUUUUUACUUUUCUCUAUUUCUUUUCGUUUUCUCGAAUAGCUAAUUCAAUACUAUUAUUAUCUACAGUUUAUUGAUAUCAACUGUUGAAAAUUUCCCUGAGAAUCGGGAGAAAAGAGGAAAACGAUUUUAUAUUAUAUUCAUUAGGUCAGUUCUAUGAAUUAAGCUUAUUUCUUUUCUGUUUCUUCUUAAUCUUUGGCAUGAAAAAUUCAGUAGAAAACAUUUAAUUUAACACAGGGAAUGAUUUUCCACCCAAAACUCAUGCUCAAACAUCCGAACGAUUUUUAUAUAUAUAAACAACAAUAAUAACGAUCCAAUAAUGAUACUGAUCUUAUCAUUUUCUCAUUUAGUUUCUAUCACAGUUUCAACCGAAAAACUGAAUAAUUCUUAACUUUUUCCAGAAUUUCGUUUACCUUUAACCCUCUUCAGCAUUUCGACUGUUAUUAUCGCUAAUACUAUUAUUAUCACCUUUUAAAACUUUCCUUAUUCUGUUGUCUUUUUUUUCCCUUUUUUCGUUCUUUCCUUAAUUUCCUCUCGUUUCGAAAAACUUUUUUUGUACUAAUUGUAAUUGUAUCAUAGCAAAUGUUAUAUAUAAAAUAUAUUAUCAAAGAAAAAAAAAUGUUAUCAAAUGAUGAAGACAAAAAAACAAAAGAUUCUCGAGAGAAAAGUAUGAAAAUAACUUUCUCUUCCUUUUUGUAUUGUAAUAUAAUAAUAAACACGGUGAAAAUAAUCCAUUGAUUAUUCAGGAAAAUUGUUCAUAAAAAAAAGAUAAACAAAAAAAAAAUGAAAUAAAAUUCAUCAUUGAUGAAACUUAUCAGUUGA
Molecule: messenger RNA, 2382 nt
Organism: Panonychus citri (citrus red mite)
Lineage: Eukaryota; Metazoa; Arthropoda; Arachnida; Trombidiformes; Tetranychidae
Exons: 2
Coding region: 873-1397 (174 amino acids)
Source: RefSeq, a predicted model, not a curated record